Zootoca vivipara (common lizard) is the source of this 3897-nucleotide messenger RNA. RefSeq names its product dehydrogenase E1 and transketolase domain containing 1 (gene DHTKD1). Gene Ontology annotation, molecular function: thiamine pyrophosphate binding; oxidoreductase activity, acting on the aldehyde or oxo group of donors, disulfide as acceptor. NCBI's taxonomy places the organism in Eukaryota, Metazoa, Chordata, Lepidosauria, Squamata, Lacertidae. The record is from RefSeq and is a predicted model, not a curated record.
CAGAGCAAGCGGGGCCGGACUGCGAUGGCGGCGGCGGCGGCGUGGAGAGCCCGAAUCGGGGCGCCCCUGGUGCUGCUUCCGCGGCGCUGGUACCGCUCCGAGAGGGGGGUUUACGGUUACAAGCCGAGCCGCAAGGUGGAGAGCGGAGCUGCCGACGGCGCGGAGCCGCGCGAUUCCCGCAGGAGAGCAGGUCGGGACCAUGGACUGGCUCGCUUAGUGACAGCAUACUAUGAACAUGGCCACAAAGCUGCCAAAAUCAACCCUUUAUUUACUGGCCAGGCUGUGAUGGAUAUGGUACCUGAAAUCCAAGUUUUGACUGAAGUUAUUCAAGGACCUUUCAAUACAGCAGGACUUUUGAACAUCAGAAAGGAGGAGGCAUCCCUAGAGGAUAUAUUGUCUUACCUGGGCCACAUAUACUGUGAACAUAUGUCUAUAGAGACGAGUCAGCUGUCAAGCUUGCAAGAAAGAGAAUGGAUUGCUAAACGGUUUGAGGAGCUGAAACAAGAAGCAUUCACUACUGAAGAGAAAAAGUAUUUGUCCAAGCUCAUGCUAGAAUCUCAGGAAUUUGAUCAUUUUUUGGCUACAAAGUUUGCCACAGUGAAAAGAUACGGUGGUGAAGGAGCAGAGAGCAUGAUGGGUUUCUUUCACGAAUUGCUAAAGAUGUGCUCAUACAGUGGAGUGACGGACAUCGUACUUGGAAUGCCUCAUCGAGGCAGACUUAAUCUCCUCACCGGCCUUCUUCAGUUUCCUCCUGAGCUGAUGUUUCGUAAAAUGCGAGGCUUGAGUGAAUUUCCAGACGACUCACCGGCGAUUGGAGAUGUCCUCUCUCACCUGACUGCUUCGGUGGAUCUUGAUUUCGGGUCUCACCGACCUAUUCAUGUCAUCCUGUUGCCAAACCCUUCCCAUCUAGAAGCCAUUAACCCUGUAGCGGUUGGCAAAGCUAGGGGGAGGCAGCAGUCUCUGCUCGAUGGGGACUACUCUCUAGACAGCUCUGCACAGCCUGGAGACAAAGUCAUCUGCCUGCAGGUUCACGGUGAUGCAUCUUUCUCUGGCCAAGGCAUUGUUCCUGAAACUUUUACACUUUCUGGUCUGCCACAUUUUAGAAUAGGAGGAAGCAUUCAUCUCAUUGUUAACAACCAGUUGGGCUACACCACUCCAGCCGAGCGAGGGAGGUCAUCUCUGUAUUGCAGUGAUAUUGGCAAGAUCGUUGGUUGUGCAGUUAUCCAUGUAAAUGGAGAUGACCCUGAAGAAGUAAUCCGAGCCACUAGAUUAGCUGUUGAAUACCAGCGCCAUUUUCGUAAGGACGUGAUUGUCGAUUUGCUGUGCUACCGGCAGUGGGGUCACAAUGAACUGGAUGAGCCAUUCUUCACUAACCCCACCAUGUACAAAAUUAUCAGGUCACGUAAGAGUAUUCCAGACACUUACGCAGAGCGUCUGGUAGCCCAGGGACUAAUGACAGAGGAAGAAGUGUCUGAAAUAAGGACUUCCUAUUACUCUAAAUUGAAUGACCAUCUUGCCAACAUGACUUUGUACAGCCCUCCAUCCACCAAUCUUCAGGCUCAUUGGAGUAACAUGGUGGAGCCCUCGCCAAGGAUCACCACAUGGGAUACCGGCAUACCAAUUCCUCUCCUUCAGUUUGUUGGGGUCAAGUCUGUGGAGGUGCCAGCAGAAAUGCAGCUGCACAGCCAUAUUCUGAAGACACACUCCCAGUCAAGAAUGCUGAAGAUAGAAGAAGGAGAAAAGUUGGACUGGGCCACGGCUGAAACAUUAGCUUUCGGUUCUCUGCUCUGUCAAGGUUUCAAUAUUCGCCUGAGUGGACAGGAUGUUGGCCGAGGGACAUUCAGCCAGAGACACACCAUGCUGGUUUGCCAAGAGACGGGUGAAACCUACAUUCCUUUGAAUCACAUGUCGCCAGAUCAGAAAGGUUUCCUUGAGGUGAGCAACAGCCCCCUCUCCGAAGAAGCGGUGCUUGGCUUUGAGUAUGGAAUGAGCAUUGAGAGCCCCAAAUUGUUGCCUAUUUGGGAGGCUCAGUUUGGUGACUUCUUUAAUGGAGCUCAGAUAAUAUUUGAUACAUUUAUCUCUGGAGGGGAAGCAAAGUGGCUUCUACAGAGUGGAAUAGUAGUUCUUCUUCCACAUGGCUAUGACGGUGCUGGACCGGAGCAUUCUUCUUGCCGAAUUGAACGUUUCUUGCAGAUGUGUAAUAGCUCAGAGCAGGGUGUGGAUGGUGACCAUGUCAACAUGUGUGUUGUGCACCCAACAACCCCAGCACAGUAUUUCCACUUACUCCGGAGGCAGAUGGUUCGAAACUUCCGGAAACCUCUGAUUGUUGCUUCUCCAAAAACUCUGCUCAGGUUGCCUGCUGCUGCAUCCAGCUUAGUAGAAAUGGCCCCAGGAACAACGUUCAGACCAGUUAUUGGUGAUUCGACGGUGGAUCCUAAAAAUGUGAGCAGAGUAAUUUUCUGUUCUGGAAAACAUUACUAUUCUCUGUCAAAACACCGGGAGAUGCUUGAAGAAAAGAAGCAAAAUACAGCAAUUAUCAGAUUAGAAGAACUGUGUCCCUUUCCAAUAGAAGCUCUUCAGCAGGAGAUGAAAAAAUUUAGUAAUGCAAAAGAAUUUAUAUGGAGUCAAGAGGAGCCACAGAAUAUGGGGCCCUGGGCAUUUGUGUCACCAAGAUUUGAAAAGCAACUGGCCUGUAAGCUCCAUCUUGUAAGUAGACCUGCGUUACCAGCACCUGCAGUGGGCAUUGGAAUGUUACACCGAAAACAGCAGGAAGACCUUCUCACCAAAACAUUUGCUUGAGACCUAUGAUCUGUGUUAAUUCUUGAAGGUUAAAAGAAGGUCUUAGUGAAUGAGAACAUUACAAACCUGAAUGUGGUCAUGAGGCUUGUUGCUUACGAUUGUAUAUUGGGUACAAGCCAGCUAAAAUUCAUUUCAGUGUAUACUUAAGCAUGUAUUUAAAUCUGCACCCUUGAAUGGAGCAUAAGUGCAUUUAUCUGCAUUUGGAUCUUGCCUAUUGCAAUUUAAUCAUGUUUAGGUAAGAAAUCUUUAAAAAAUAAAAUUAUUUUUAAAUUAAGCAUCUUUAUGCAGCUCCUAAAAUCUGAGACUCUUAUUGUACCUGUAAUGACUUCCCACUUUUGUGCAUUAUUUGUUGAUGGCAAAAGUGGCAAGAUUUUGUAUUUUUCAUGAGCAAAACCCUUCUAAAUUCAAGCACAACUCAGACAUGUCAUGCACAGAAGGUUGACCACAGCUGAGUGGUCUCUGUCUGGAUGGCUACCCUUGGUUUAAAUCAUAGGUUAUUGUAACUGUAAUUUAAAAAGAAAUUAUUCAAGCUUGCUGGGUGUUUUUUUUUUUAUGAGUGGGCCUUGUAGGCCUAAAUUAUAUAAACAUGUGAUGGAAAAAACUGUUCCUCAGCUGUAUCACUUCAGACAGUAGGUGGGGAAAUAACUCAAUUGAGUGGAUGGGAUCCCUGCAGUAUAAAAAACUAGCAUAAUCUUAAUUCAGACAUCCAGGGCCUUUUUUCAACUGGAACUUGCCAGAACUCAAUUCUGUCACCUCUCAGGUGGGUGCCUUUGCCAUAAGAAGAGAACAAGAGGGGCAUGGUGAGUUCCAUCCCUUUUUUCCUAGAAAAAUAGUGCUGGUGACAUCUAUGGUUCUGCGUGCUGUGAACUUGUUUUAUUGGGAGUAUUUAUUCAGUCAUGCAAUCCCCUACCUAGCUAAAUUCAAAAGUGAUACAACCCAGGGAUGGUUUUACCAGUGCAUCUGCGUGAAGCAGGCCUUGGAUAUUCAGAGUCUUUCUCAAUGGAAAAUUGCAGCUUUUCCCUUUAAAUGUGUUGUUUGUGUAAAGCAGAUUCUUUUCUCAUGCCUAGAAAAGAUGGAAAUAAACCUUUGGAGGGAGAA